Molecule: messenger RNA, 528 nt
Organism: Cylicocyclus nassatus
Lineage: Eukaryota; Metazoa; Nematoda; Chromadorea; Rhabditida; Strongylidae
Source: the annotation of a GenBank genome assembly
AUGUUUGCUAUCCUACCAGCGUGGUGCCAUUGUGAGCCAGAAACUAUCACAUGUCCUCCUGGAACUCCAUGUCCACCUGGACAGCCUGGAAUGCCAGGAAAUCCUGGACCACCAGGACCACCGGGUCAAGAUGAUAUGACCGUUUAUGCACCAAUUCAUUGCCCACCGCCUGACCAUGCAUGUGUCAGAUGCCCAUCAGGGCCGGCAGGUCCCCCUGGACCCGACGGACCUCCAGGAAAUCCCGGAAUGGACGGUAGGCCUGGAAGUCCGGGGACCCGUGGGCAGAACGGUCCACCUGGACCAGCAGGACCUCCAGGUGGAGCUGGACAAGCUGGCCAUCCAAGCAUGGACGGUCGACCGGGAGCACCUGGAAUGGAUGGAAGGUUGUGGUAUGGUAUGCCGGGAACGCGAGGAAGUGAUGGACACCCGGGUUCAAGUAGAAUGCCUGGACCACCAGGAAAAGAUGCGCAUUAUUGCCCUUGUCCACGUCGCAGUCAUAUGCGCAGAAGGAAGAAGAAGUUCUUUUAA